Myotis brandtii (Brandt's bat) is the source of this 5091-nucleotide messenger RNA. It is a transcript of the gene CLUH, whose product is annotated as clustered mitochondria (cluA/CLU1) homolog. The transcript is spliced from 24 exons. Gene Ontology annotation, molecular function: mRNA binding; protein binding. Gene Ontology annotation, cellular component: cytoplasm. The coding region runs from base 15 to 3806 and encodes 1263 amino acids. NCBI's taxonomy places the organism in Eukaryota, Metazoa, Chordata, Mammalia, Chiroptera, Vespertilionidae. The record is from RefSeq and is a predicted model, not a curated record. Gene Ontology annotation, biological process: intracellular distribution of mitochondria.
AGCUGCCAUCAGUCAUGCUACUGAAUGGGGACUGUCCGGAGAGCCUGAAAAAGGAAGAGGGGCCCACCGAACCGCCCCAGGAAAAUGGGCUGGAUGAGGCUGAGCCGGGGGAGGAAACCACUGGACAGGAAGUCAUUGUCAUUCAGGACACCGGCUUUUCGGUGAAGAUCCUGGCCCCGGGGAUUGAGCCCUUCUCCCUGCAGGUGUCCCCUCAGGAGAUGGUACAGGAGAUCCACCAGGUGCUCAUGGACCGUGAGGACACGUGUCAUCGCACCUGCUUCUCGCUGCACCUGGAUGGCAACAUGCUGGACCACUUUUCAGAGCUGCGCAGCGUCGAGGGGCUGCAGGAGGGCUCCGUGCUACGCGUGGUGGAAGAGCCGUACACAGUGCGCGAGGCCCGCAUCCAUGUGCGUCACGUCCGAGACCUGCUCAAGAGCCUGGACCCGUCCGAUGCCUUCAAUGGGGUUGACUGCAACUCCUUGUCCUUCCUGAGCGUCUUUACUGAUGGCGACCUGGGAGGUGAAGGAGGCGUUGUGGGGCCCAGGUCGGGCAGAGGGGCCAGGAGCAAGAUAGCUGGGGGCCGCCCGGCCAGCGUGGCUCAGUGGUUGAAUGACCGGCAAGUCAGCAUCACGGCGUCCACACGGGGCUUCUACCUGAACCAGUCCACAGCGUAUCAUUUCAACCCCAAGCCCGCCAGCCCCCGCUUCCUCAGCCAUUCCCUGGUGGAGCUGCUCAACCAGAUCAGCCCGACCUUCAAAAAAAACUUCGCUGUGCUGCAGAAGAAAAGGGUCCAGCGCCACCCGUUCGAGAGGAUUGCCACCCCGUUCCAGGUGUACAGCUGGACGGCCCCCCAGGCAGAGCAUGCCAUGGACUGCGUGCGUGCGGAGGAUGCCUACACCUCAAGGCUGGGCUACGAGGAGCACAUUCCUGGACAGACCCGGGACUGGAACGAGGAGCUGCAGACCACGAGGGAGCUGCCCCGCAAGAACCUGCCUGAGCGGCUGCUUCGGGAAAGAGCCAUAUUCAAGGUGCACAGCGACUUCACGGCAGCGGCCACACGGGGCGCCAUGGCAGUCAUCGAUGGCAAUGUGAUGGCCAUCAACCCCAGCGAGGAGACCAAGAUGCAGAUGUUCAUCUGGAACAACAUCUUCUUCAGCCUGGGCUUCGAUGUCCGCGACCACUACAAGGACUUCGGCGGGGACGUGGCGGCCUACGUGGCACCUGCCAAUGACCUGAACGGUGUGCGCACGUACAACGCGGUGGACGUGGAGGGGCUGUACACGCUGGGAACGGUGGUGGUGGAUUACCGCGGCUACCGAGUCACGGCCCAGUCCAUCAUCCCCGGCAUCCUGGAGCGGGACCAGGAGCAGAGUGUCAUCUAUGGCUCCAUCGACUUCGGCAAGACGGUGGUGUCCCACCCGAGGUACCUGGAGCUUCUGGAGCGCACGAGCCGGCCCCUCAAGAUCCUGAGGCACCGGGUGCUCAACGACCGCGACGAGGAGGUGGAGCUCUGCUCCUCCGUGGAGUGCAAGGGCAUCAUUGGCAACGAUGGGCGCCACUACAUCCUCGACCUGCUGCGCACCUUCCCCCCUGACCUCAACUUCCUCCCUGUGCCCGGCGAGCGGCUGCCUGAGGAGUGCACCCGCGCUGGCUUCCCCCGCACCCACCGGCACAAGCUGUGCUGCCUGCGCCAGGAGCUGGUGGAUGCCUUCGUGGAGCACAGGUACCUCCUCUUCAUGAAGUUGGCUGCCCUGCAGCUGAUGCAGCAGAAAGCCAGCAAGAUGGAGAACUCCACCUCAUUGGAAAACGGCAGCCCACCCUCCCUGGAGUCCAAGUCUGAAGACCCUCUGGGACCCGAGGGAAGUGAGGAGGAGGGAGGCAAUGCUAGUGGCCUGGCUAAGGUGAAGGAGCUGGCAGAGACCAUCGCCUCGGACGACGGGACAGACCCACGGAGCCGGGAGGUGAUCCGCAAUGCGUGCAAGGCAGUCGGCUCCAUCAGCAGCACGGCCUUCGACGUCCGCUUCAACCCGGACAUCUUCUCACCAGGGGUCCGCUUCCCCGAGUCCUGCCAGGAGGAAGUGCGAGACCAGAAACAGCUGCUCAAAGACGCUGCUGCCUUCCUGCUCUCCUGCCAGAUCCCCGGCUUGGUGAAGGACUGCACAGACCACGUGGUGCUGCCCAUGGACGGGGCCACGCUGUCUGAGGUGAUGCGCCAGCGAGGCAUCAACAUGCGCUACCUGGGCAAGGUGCUGGACCUGGUGCUCCGGAGCCCGGCCCGAGACCAGCUGGACCACAUCUACAAAAUUGGCAUUGGCGAGCUCAUCACCCGUUCUGCCAAGCACAUUUUCAAGACGUACUUACAGGGAGUCGAACUCUCAGGCCUGUCAGCUGCCAUCAGUCACUUCUUGAACUGCUUCCUGAGCUCCUACCCCAACCCUGUGGCCCAUCUGCCCGCCGAUGAGCUGGUCUCCAAGAAGAGGAACAGGAGGAGGAGAAACCGGCCUCCAGGGGCGGCAGACAACACCGCCUGGGCCGUCAUGACCCCCCAGGAGCUCUGGAAGAACAUCUGCCAGGAGGCCAAGAACUACUUUGACUUCACCCUCGAGUGUGAGUCCGUGGACCAGGCUGUGGAGACCUACGGGCUGCAGAAGAUAACACUGCUGCGGGAGAUCUCCCUCAAAACCGGCAUCCAGAUCCUGCUGAAGGAGUACAGCUUCGACAGCCGCCACAAGCCUGCCUUCACCGAGGAGGAUGUGCUCAACAUCUUCCCCGUGGUCAAGCACGUCAACCCCAAGGCCUCGGAUGCCUUCCACUUCUUCCAGAGCGGACAGGCCAAAGUACAGCAGGGCUUCCUGAAGGAGGGCUGCGAGCUCAUCAAUGAGGCCCUGAAUCUGUUCAACAACGUGUACGGAGCCAUGCACGUGGAGAUCUGCGCCUGCUUGCGCCUCCUCGCCCGGCUCCACUACAUUAUGGGCGACUACGCCGAGGCCCUGAGUAACCAACAGAAGGCUGUGCUGAUGAGCGAGCGAGUGAUGGGCAUCGAGCACCCCAACACCAUCCAGGAAUAUAUGCACCUGGCCCUGUACUGCUUUGCCAGCAGCCAGCUGUCCACCGCCCUGAGCCUGCUGUACCGUGCCCGCUACCUCACACUGCUCGUGUUUGGAGAAGACCACCCUGAGAUGGCACUGCUGGACAACAACAUCGGGCUGGUGCUGCAUGGGGUGAUGGAGUAUGACCUCUCGCUGCGCUUCCUGGAGAAUGCGCUGGCUGUCAGCACCAAGUACCACGGGCCCAAGUCCCUCAAAGUGGCCCUCAGCCACCAUCUUGUCGCACGGGUCUAUGAGAGCAAAGCCGAGUUCCGGUCAGCCCUGCAGCAUGAGAAAGAUGGCUACACCAUCUAUAAGACCCAGCUGGGCGAGGACCAUGAGAAGACCAAGGAGAGCUCUGAGUACCUCAAGUGCCUGACCCAGCAGGCCGUGGCCCUGCAGCGCACCAUGAACGAGAUCUACCGCAAUGGCUCCAGCGCCAACAUCCCGCCCCUCAAGUUCACAGCCCCCAGCAUGGCCAGUGUCUUGGAACAGCUCAAUGUUAUCAACGGCAUCCUCUUCAUUCCACUCAGCCAAAAAGACCUGGAGAACCUGAAAGCUGAGGUGGCGCGGCGGCACCAGCUCCAGGAAGCCAGCAGAAACAGGGACAAGGCUGAAGAGCCCAUGGCCACCGAGCCUGAGCCCGCAGGGGCCCCCGAGGAUGCGGCCUCGCAGCCCCAGGCCGCCAAGGACCCUCCUUCCCCCAGCUUACAGGGGUAGAAAGGGAGAGACAGAUGGACAGUCAGCUGCCCCAUUACCCAGUGAUCCAGACUCCAGGAGGAGGGGGCACGCCCUGCAGAUCCGGAGAGGAAGCGAGUCCCUAUUCUUCCACAUUUCCAACCCCAACCCUCCCCCCAGCAUCCUCCUGGGACCCUGGCCUGGCCUAUCUGCCCCCCGAGAGAUGUUUUUGCACUGGUUCAAUGAAAAUGCUGAUGAGAGGCCUAAUUGAAGACACUUGAGUGGAGUGUGUGGGCAUCGGUUCCCAGCUGGGAGACAGGUGCCCCUCAGGCGCCCCAUCCUCGAGCAGGUGUGUGCGAGUGUGUCCAUGCCCGUGAGCGAGCGUCUUGAUCCGUCCUUCCUAACUUGUACAUAGCCCGAGUCAGUUCGGAGUGGGUGACGUGCAGAUGCGAUUUCUCAGGUCAUUUGUAUGUUUGACAUUACGGCUGCUGCUUCUGCUGCCACUACCCCUGGGCCCAACCUGGCUAAAAGUCCAGGUUUGAAGCCGAAAGAGGGGUGCUUUCCUGUGUACUGGGAUGGGGAGUCAGCUCUGUGGCAGGGCUGGAGAGCUGGGGUGCACUUUAGCUCUGUGGCAAGGUGAGAGCUGCAGUGGCUUUACUAGUCAUGGUUGGGCCUGGCCUGGCUGUGCUUGGGGAAGGCAUGGGGGGGACAGUGGGGUUCCCAGAUACCCCUGUGCCCAGGCCCACUGGUCUGCCUCCCUACUCCUCAGCUGGGGAUCCCUGGGGGGCUGCAGUCUGAAUGUAUACUUCUCACCACUUUAACCUGAGCUGCCUAACGCACAGUGGGAGUGGGUAGGGAACGGGCCGAGGGGAACCGGGGCUGAAUCAUGGAUUCUGGGGGUAAGUUACCAGGUACAGGAGUGAUUGUCAUUUGUUGGUGGAGCCCAGCUCCCUCCCUGGUCCUGGCCACACCAGCACCUUCAACAGAGAGUACCUCUGGGUGUGGAAGAUGGGGAGGCACUAAAGGUGGUGGCCCCACAGGCCCGGCUGCUCCCUCUCCCGCCUGCCUGUGCUGCUUCUGUGCCUGCUGUUGGAGCCCUGACUGGGGGAGGUCGCCACCCUUGUGAGCUUGGGGGAGCCGUUCCAGGGGUGGGACCUCUGCCUGGGGGAGCUGCUUAUGGGUAUGGUCUGUCCAAACACCUUGUUUCAAAGGGAGUGGGCGUGAGCUAGUAAUCGAAGCAUCCCCACAGCUGAUCAAGAACUUUUUCUUGUUUUUAAACCAUCACGUCUUCAUUUCACAUUGGAAUAAAGUGAGUUUUUGAAACCUA